UUUUUAAAAAGUAAACUCUGACCAAACUCUACUGUAGGGUAUAUGAGAGGGCAGAUCUAACCUUUCAGCAAACAAAAAGUAAAUGUUAGUUGGAAAAAAUACCAUGGACACAUUAAUAAUUAACAGCAAUGUACGAGGGUAAUCCUAAAAGCACUGUGGCAGUUUUUGUAUGCCCAUGUCAUACCAGCUCACCGCCAUGUUGUGUUAAACUGAUUGAAAUUCAUUGCCAAUUGAUGGAAGUGUAUAGUGAGUCAUGCAUAGAUGUCAAAAACAUCCUAAAAUGGUGUAGGGAAUUUGCAGCUGAUCACACUGAAAUUCACAAUGAAGAAAGAAGCAGGAGACCAUCAAUUUCUGAUGAGACAGUCACAAAGGUUGAGCAAACCAUGCAUGAAGAUUGGUGGAUCACUCUGGAUGAUCUCUGCAUUUUGUUUCUUGGGGUUUCUGAAGCACCAUUUAUAGGAUUUUAACAGAAAAGUUGCAAUAUUGGAAGGUGUGUGCAAGAUGGGUCCUGAGACAUGGCGGUGAGCUGGUAUGACAUGGGCAUACAAAAACUG
Molecule: messenger RNA, 554 nt
Organism: Centruroides sculpturatus (bark scorpion)
Lineage: Eukaryota; Metazoa; Arthropoda; Arachnida; Scorpiones; Buthidae
Exons: 2
Coding region: 129-467 (112 amino acids)
Source: RefSeq, a predicted model, not a curated record